GUUGGAGGACCUCUGCCUCAUGGCUCCUGUCAAGCAGACAUUCCAGAUAGAAACAGAAUACUGGGUGGAGCUUUCAGCUCUCUUGUAUAAAAGCUUCUGAAGAGCAAGAUGUGCUGAGUUCAGAGGCACUUGGUGGGGGUUAUACUGUGGUUGCCUUUGAGAGUCACAACUGCUGUCCAGAGAGUAAAGAAGACACAGCACCCCUGAAGCAAAGGGCAGACUUCCCUGCAGGAGGACCUGGAGAUUCACCAAACUGUGGAUCCAGAAACCACCUACUAAGUUGUGUGUGUAUGCGACUGAGCAGUUUGAGCUCCUAUUGAGGUGUUCACACUACUAAGAAAUUAGUGGGCACAGGACCUAACCUAGUAAUGGCAUCGUGUUAUAAUGAACAUCUGUGGUCAAAAAGAGACAUUCUGAAGUUACUGGAAUGCAUGACGAAUAUUCUCCCCUCAGAUGAUUCUAGAGGAUUCAAAAAAACCCUGGAAGACCUAGACUGGAGCAAAGUGGCUUUUGGGCAGUUUUCAGGAGAAAUGUGCAGACAGAAGUGGAUGAAGAUCUCCCAUAGUCUGAGGAAGUUUCGCACCCUGUCAGAGUUAGUGGUGGAAGCCUCCGAACUUGUUAAACAACCUCGCAGAAGUACGGCAAUCGAGAAGCAUCCUGACUACCCCAAAAGACCCCUGACUGCCUAUCUGCGCUUCUACAAGGAGCAUCUGGACAAAUACUCUGAGAUGUAUCCCAAGUACAACAACCGACAGCUGACCAAAAUCCUGGCUGAGAAGUACAAACAGCUGCCGCAGGAGAUCAAGGACAGAUACAUUCAGGAGUUCCAGAAGGAGAAACAAGAAUUUCAGGAAAAACUGGCUAAAUUCAAGGAAACCCACCCUGGUGUAGAGCAUUAUAAGAGAUAUAGGGUGCCCAAGAGCCACCAAACCACAGUCCCUAAGAAAGCACAAGGAGAUACGAAAAACGUAAAGUCUCCUCUAGAAACAGAAUUUCCCAAAACAUUUUCUCCAGUGAUAAAAUUUCAGGGAGAACCCAAGAAGCCCCCUAUGAGUGCAUAUCACAAAUUUCACCAAGAUUCAUGGUCAAGUGCGGAGCUGCAGCAUCUACCCUUAAGGGAACGCUGGGUUGAGAUUAGCAGACGGUGGCAGCAAGUCCCAUGCCGCCUGAGAGAGAAUUAUAACUGUCAGGUCGAAGAGCUACAGAAACAGUACUGGGUGGAGAUGGACCGCUGGCUCAAGGGAUUGUCACCCGAGGAAGCCACCGCAUAUCGAGAGGCAAAAGCCACUUGUGGUAAGAGAAAGAACAUGGCCAUGUCUGGAGGCAGAAGCCCCAAAUUUGGACAGACAGAGCAUCAGUCCACCUCAGCAAAGGAGGAGCUCCAAUCCAGUUCUGGAGAAAUGCAAGGGCUGCUGCCUCCUGAAACAGAUUCCUCAGAGACUAUUCAGGGCCAUGAUGGUGGCUCCCAGGUAGGCGGGCAGAAUACAACGGAAAAUGGCAAAGAGGAAGACCCCGUCAGCUCCUCGGACUCCGCUAGCAGCUCCUCGGACUCUGCUAGCGGCUCCUCGGACUCCGCUAGCAGUGCAGAUGAAGAUGAAGAUGAUGGGCAUCUUCCUUAGUGGACUUCUCAGAUUUAGACUUCAUUUUAGUCACUUUCCUUCCCUAAAUCAUAGUUUAAAAGCCAGGGCAUCACGGACAGAGAGGGACUGGUCUUCUCUGUGCUUUUGUACGUUCUUACUUUUUUUUUUUUUAUCCUGCAUCCUUUCUUUACUUACUAAAUACAAGCUAAAUACAAAGGAAUACAGUUUGGGGAGAAGGGAAUUUGCCACAGUAUUGUCUUCAUCAGGUUCGUAGGUUUAGAAAGAUCCUGAGACAGCACUCAAAAGUUAUUUACAUUUUAUUCAAACAAAGAACAGAGCCAGUUUUACACAGGCACCGUGUAGACAAGUGGUGUCAGUUAAUUCUAGGAAGGGUCUCUUAGUCCUUGCUGUUUCAAACAGCGAAUCUCUCCUCUGAUAUUCAGAAUAAGUAGACACAUGAACAGCUAGAUACAGAUAAAUACUCUGUUCUCUGACCUUGUCUGGAUGUCUUUAAUACACUCAUCAGCACCACACAACUAUAAUUAUUUUCUUAGUGGCAUUUUAAAUAUAUUUAAUGUUACUUUUUUAUCAUUUUUGCUUCUGAAUAGUCUGAGCUGUUUUCAUAAAUAUUAGCUUUAUAGUAUUUGUUUAAAAUCUUUGAGAUUUUAAUAUUUGUACAUAAAUAUUUAUUUUAUCUAUUUUAGCUCACACAUAGAUUGUAAAACUUGUACAUAUUAAUAAAGUACUAGGAUAUUUUUAUAAAUAUUUACAACAUAUAAUGUUUAA
This is a messenger RNA of Myodes glareolus (Bank vole), 2366 nucleotides long. It is a transcript of the gene Ubtfl1, whose product is annotated as upstream binding transcription factor like 1. The record is from RefSeq and is a predicted model, not a curated record. Lineage: Eukaryota; Metazoa; Chordata; Mammalia; Rodentia; Cricetidae.